Molecule: messenger RNA, 801 nt
Organism: Lottia gigantea (owl limpet)
Lineage: Eukaryota; Metazoa; Mollusca; Gastropoda; Lottiidae
Exons: 4
Coding region: 36-677 (213 amino acids)
Source: RefSeq, a predicted model, not a curated record
UAUUAUUGUAAAGGGUAAUGAAAUAAACAACCAGAAUGACCACGCUACCAAAAAUAGCUCAAACCAGUACGCCGUUACCACGGAAAUGUUCAGUGACUGAACCAAUCAGACGAUCUCAAACUUCAGUUUCCUUAUACGGACCUUAUCCACCACCACAUUUAUCUAACCAAUGGGAUUACUUGCAGACUCCUCCGAGAAUCAAUCCCAUUGGUCCAAUGCCACCAAGAAAACGUAUCAACACAAGUUGGGAAACAAUCCCCGCCCACUUUCAUAAUGAUAGUAGAAGGAUUUUGAUGCAGCAGAGAGAGCAUGAACGUUAUCAUUCUGCCUGGUCUAAAGCCUUUUAUGGCAAUCCUGCUGAGAGAGAGUCAUACAAUAAGCACUUUCGAGAGGUAUUAAAACAACAGAUGUCUGACCAGGAUUCAUGGAAACGUCAAAAUCUAAUAAAUAAAGUACAAGAAAGUGAACAGGCUGUAGAAUAUGAUAGAACUUGUCUUCAGAAAGAUUUCGAAGAUCAUCUCACCAAAUUCAAUUAUCUCAAAAAUUUCAGAGAUGAUAAUAAAAAGCUGAUGGAGAAAAAAUGGGAAGUAUCGAAAGAUAGCCAGAGAAAAAGUAAUCUAUAUGAGAGAGAAAUUAUUAGAUAUAAUCCAAUCAACUGGAGUUGUACAUUAAAAUAAACUUUUCUAACAAACAUUUUCAUUGGACAAUAACUGUGAUACUGAGUUUUGAUUGGACAAAUUUAUCAUCAAUCAGGAGACAAUCGUUUCUACGGUGCAAAAUUUUAGCCUUAACAUGAUUGUU